ACAAGAAAACAACCACAUGUUCCAGUGUACCUGCUUCAUGUAGACAAGUCAAUCAGGUGUUUAUUUAAACUCCAGGUUUUCUGUACGGAGUCUGGCGGCGGAAACAAGAUGGCGGACGUUAUCAAACUGCCGAACACUGAGGAAAAGAAACGGGCUCGGAAGAGAACCCGACCGGAGAAGAUCGACCGAGAGAAAGAGGAGCAGCUUCGGCAGCAGAACGUGAAGAAGCUGGCGGUUCUGGGAGAGGAGGACGAGUCAGUGAUGCGGCUGGAGACUCUCGUGUUCGGGACGGAGGACGAGCUGCUGGAGAGGCUCGUGGAGCCGGAGGAGGAGGAGGAGCAGACAGGAGGCCUGCUGCUGGAGGAGGACCUGGAGCAGUCCGAGGAUGAAGAAGAGGAGACUCCACAUCAUCAGGAGCUGCAGACCAGAAAGGCUGCCUGGGUGGACGAGGACGACGAGCUCCACGAGGAGGUGGACAUGACGCAUCGUUACCGUAGAAACCUGAUCAAAGGACAGGCGGAGUCCACCAUGUCCAAACAGAAACUACAGCAGAGGAUGAGAGAUCAGUUCCAGAAGUCAAUGGGAGGGGCUCCAUCGUGGGCAGAGCCCAGCAGUGAGAAGAAGAAGAAGAAGAAAGCAGCUGAUGAAGAGGAGGAGGAAGACGAUGAAGAGGAGGAAGAUGACCUCCUGAGGAGGACGGGGAACUUUGUUGCGUCUUCAGAAAAUCUUCCCAGCAGCAUCCUGAGGAUGAAGAAGUGUCUUCACGCCAACAGCGCCCAUCCCUCAGAGGACCGGCUGACCACAGUGCAGUUCCACCCUUCUGCUCAGGUGGUCAUGACAGCCGGACUGGACCAGUCCAUCUCCCUGUUCCAGGUCGACGGAAAGACAAACCCAAAGAUUCAGAGCAUCCACCUGGAGCGGUUCCCCGUUCACAAGGCCCGGUUCAGCCGAGAUGGCGAGACGGUGAUCGCCACCAGCCUGAGGAACAAGCUGUUCUACCUGUACGACAUGAUGGAGGGCCGGGUGGUGCCGGUCAGCUCUGUCAGAGGUCUGAAUGAAGCCCGUGUAAAGGAGUUCUGCGUGUGUCCUGAUGGGGGCGCUCUUCUGCUGAGCGGCACCAAUGGCUACCUGCACCUCCUCACCCUGAAGACUAACGAGGUCGUUCGCAGCAUGAAGAUUAACGGGGACAUCAGCGGCGUCGCUUUUUCUCAUGACGGCAGCAGAGUUUUUGUAAACUCAGAGGCCGGCGAGGUGUUUGUGUGGGACGUGCGCAGCAGUCGGUGUGUCAACAGGUUUACAGACGACGGCUGCGUUAAGGGGACGUCCAUUGCUGCCUCACCAAACGGACGUUACCUGGCCUGUGGCUCUCAGUCGGGCGUGGUCAAUGUCUACUCCCAGGAGGCGUGUCUUAACUCGACCAAUCCGAAGCCUCUGAAGGCAGUGAUGAACCUGCUGACCUCAGCCACAUCGCUGGCCUUUAACCCCUCCUCUGAGAUCCUUGCCAUCGCCUCACGGGUCGAAGACGAGGCUGUUCGGCUGCUUCACAUGAAGAGCCUCACUGUGUUCUCCAACUUCCCCGUCUCAAAGAGAAAGAUCACUUAUCGGACCAGCUGCCUCGACUUCUCGCCACACAGCGGCUUCUUCUCAUUGGCUAACAACAAAGGCCACGCCCCCCUCUACAGGUUGCUGCACUACAAGGAUUUCUGAGGAGGACAGAACUUUCAGUCAGAUCCAGAUGUUUAGCAGAACCGCAGCAGGAAGUGGACCUGGUGGAAGAACGUCUGUGGAACUGGACCUGGUGCUGGGAUCCGUUGAACAGAACUCGAGCAGAACCACAUUGUUCUGUUUUCAGUCUGCAGAACCAGCAAACAUCAGCUCGGGUCCAGAGCGGGUUCAGUCCAUGAAUCAGCCGUUUAUUUUUUUUAAA
Nematolebias whitei (Rio pearlfish) is the source of this 1927-nucleotide messenger RNA. It is a transcript of the gene utp18, whose product is annotated as UTP18 small subunit processome component. Gene Ontology annotation, molecular function: protein binding. Lineage: Eukaryota; Metazoa; Chordata; Actinopteri; Cyprinodontiformes; Rivulidae. Gene Ontology annotation, cellular component: small-subunit processome; Pwp2p-containing subcomplex of 90S preribosome. The coding region runs from base 109 to 1707 and encodes 532 amino acids. Gene Ontology annotation, biological process: rRNA processing. The transcript is spliced from 13 exons. The record is from RefSeq and is a predicted model, not a curated record.